Molecule: messenger RNA, 711 nt
Organism: Lolium rigidum
Lineage: Eukaryota; Viridiplantae; Streptophyta; Magnoliopsida; Poales; Poaceae
Product: probable glutathione S-transferase GSTU6
Exons: 2
Coding region: 1-711 (236 amino acids)
Biological process (GO): glutathione metabolic process
Cellular component (GO): cytoplasm
Molecular function (GO): glutathione transferase activity
Source: RefSeq, a predicted model, not a curated record
AUGGCCGGAGGAGGAGGCGACGAGGAGCUGAAGCUGCUGGGGUCGUGGGCGAGCCCGUACGUGGCGAGGGUGAAGCUGGCGCUGCACCUCAAGGGCGUCCACUACUCGUACGCCGAGGAGGACCUCGCCGACAAGAGCGACCUCCUCCUCCGCUCCAACCCGGUGCACAAGGCGGUGCCCGUGCUCAUCCACAACGGCAGGCCCGUCUGCGAGUCGCAGAUCAUCAUGCAGUACCUCGACGAGGCCUUCCCCGGCGUCGGCCCGCGCCUCCUCCACGCCGACCCCUACGAGCGCGCCGUGGCCCGCUUUUGGGCCGCGUUCGUCGAGGACAAGCUGCUGGCGCCGUGGGGGAUGGUGCUCAGGGCGGGGACGGACGAGGAGAGGGCGGAGUGGAAGAGGCAGACAGUGGCGGCGGUGGGUACGCUGGAGGAAGGCCUCAGGGAGUGCUCUGGUGGCAAUGGGUUCUUUGGAGGAGAGCGUGCCGGCUAUGUUGAUGUCCUGCUUGGUGGUAUAGUGCCGUGGGUGCGCGCCACCGAGAAGCUCUCCGGCGACAGGUUCUUCGACGCCAGCGAGGCGCCGCUGCUGGCGGCCUGGAUGGAGCGCUUCGGCGAGCUCGACGCCGCCAAGGCAGUCUUCCAGGACGUCGACGCGCUGGUCGAGUACUCCAGGGCGUUGCAGGCACGGCUUGCCGCCGCGGCUGCAAGCACCUGA